Oppia nitens is the source of this 2261-nucleotide messenger RNA. RefSeq names its product sodium/potassium-transporting ATPase subunit beta-like (gene nrv3). The coding region runs from base 120 to 1067 and encodes 315 amino acids. The transcript has 6 exons. Gene Ontology annotation, cellular component: sodium:potassium-exchanging ATPase complex. Gene Ontology annotation, molecular function: ATPase activator activity. Lineage: Eukaryota; Metazoa; Arthropoda; Arachnida; Sarcoptiformes; Oppiidae. Gene Ontology annotation, biological process: intracellular sodium ion homeostasis; potassium ion import across plasma membrane; sodium ion export across plasma membrane. The record is from RefSeq and is a predicted model, not a curated record.
ACGUAAUGAGUGUUAGCUUUCAUAGAGAGUUAGUCUUUGAAUGAAAGAGAGAGAGAGAGAGAGUGUGUGUCAGUCAGUGUGUGUUAACAGUGAAUGCAUUGAAUAAAAGUGUUGACAAAAUGGCUGAAAAAGAGUCGAAUUUCUUCAAACCUGAAGACAAACUGUCGACAACUGAAUCAAUCGUUCAGUUUUUAUGGAAUCCGAGAACCAAAGAGUUCUGUGGACGCACUGGUAGUUCAUGGCUAAAGAUCUUAAUAUUUUACAUAAUCUUCUACUUAUGUUUGGCUGCCUUCUGGGCUCUAAUGUUGUUAAUAUUUUAUCAAACUAUUGACCAACGAGUGCCCAAAUGGCAAUUAGGGGACAGUCGUAUCGGAUCCAACCCAGGACUUGGUUUCAGACCACGACCUCGUGAUGAGAAUGUGGAGAGCACUUUGAUUUGGUUCAAACAGGGACACAAAGAAGAAAAUUGGAACCAUUGGAGGGACAGUUUGGUGACAUUCUUGGAACCCUAUGAGAAGGCCAAUGAGGCCAGUGCUGACAGAGGAGCUCAUAUCGAUCAGUGCGAUAACGGCAAACCUCCCAGUGAUGACAAGUUUUGCUUUUUUGACAUCAAGAAAAUUGACAACAAUUGCAGUCGUGGACAGGAUUUCGGUUAUAAAAGAGGCGAUCCCUGUGUUCUGAUUAAACUGAAUAGAAUAUACAAUUGGAAACCCGAACCGUUUACUCCGGAUGAUUUGAAAAACAGUAAUAUCCCGGAUGAAAUUAGACCCAAAAUAGUUGCCAAUCAAACUCAAACCAUUUUCAUCUCUUGUGAGGGAGAGAAUGCGGCCGACAAGGAAAACAUAGGACCCGUUCAGUACUAUCCACACCAAGGAAUCGAUUUUAAGUACUUUCCAUUUACUAACCAACCCGGAUAUCUAUCGCCAUUUGUGUUCGUCCACUUCCAGAAGCCCACUCCUGGAGUGUUAAUUAAUAUCGAGUGUAAGGCAUGGGCUAGAAAUAUAAAACACGACCGAAUGGAUAGAGAGGGUAGCGUUCACUUCGAGCUAUUAAUAGACGGAUUCUAGUAAUGACAUAAUUAUAUAAUUAUAUAAAUUUUAGAUUAGGUUUGAUUUUUAGACAUUUAUAGUUUUAUUUGAAUUGAUAACAACAGUAAUUUAAUUGAGUUAAAAAUAUUUUAAUGCAUUCUCUAAUGAUUCAACGAUUCAUACUCACAAAAAAUGCAAUUCAUUUCAGUUUUAGUUAUUAUUAUUAUUAUUACAACGAGUUUUGGUUAAAAAUACAUCAUUAGUUAUAGCAUUUAUGUUGAAAUCUGUUAUUGAGUUAUUAUUUUAUUUUGUAUUUUGAUAGCCUAUAAACUUGUGUAACUGCUAUUCACAAACAUAACUAGUAUUUAAUGAAUGUAUGGCAGCGCUGUUAAUCAGCCAUUACUUCAUUUGAAUUGAAUUCAUAAAAUUACAUUUUAUUUGAACAGUAUAUAAAUAUAUAACUAUAUAAAGUAAUUUAGUAAAAAAAAGUUUGAUUAUUAAUACAGUAUAUGUUUUAUCAAAACAUAGAUUAACAUAGAUUUGUAACACUAACUGAAGUAAUGGUUAGCUAACUUAAACAGCAUUGCAUUGAUUGCUCAUUGAAGUAGUUAUUAUUAACAUAAUAUUAAAUAAUUAGAGAUUCAGUUUCUUAAUAAUCACGAGUUAAAGCAAAGUUGUAUUAUAAUUACAUGUCAUUUAUUUUCACUUACCGUAUAAUAUAAAUCACUUACACAACACCCUAAACAUUCAAUUAAUUAACAUUAAAAGCGAAUGAUUUAAUUUAAUUUAUAAAAAGCAAUAAUAAUUAGAGAUUUUUUCAGAGAUUGGACACAAUAAGCAUUAGUAUCGACAGAUCUGUAGUUUGUUUUCUAUGUCUUGAUUACGAUUUCACGAUUUUGUUUGCUAUUAUAUAUAUUUUUGAGAUACAGAUACACAACACAUCCAAUAUAAUAAUAAUAAACUUAUAUUUGUAUUUAAGUGAUAAUUCUGUUAAUUUUACGUAACAAAUGUUUUGUAUAAAAGAUAUUUAAUUUGUAAAAUAUGAUCACAAAUUUGAAAUCUAGUCUCGUUUUAUGGAAAACAUUCUACAAAUAAAUGGUUAUUAUUAUAAAAAAAAAUGAAAAUUCCGUUCAAUAGCUCUCUUCUAAAACUAAUUGAAUUAUUCUUCAAAUUAAUCAUAAAUCGCAAAAAACAAAUAGCCUUUUAAUUAAUGCAUAGUUUGUAUUAAAUAAA